Messenger RNA from Fomitopsis serialis, 1914 nucleotides. RefSeq names its product acetyl-CoA synthetase-like protein. The record is from RefSeq and is a predicted model, not a curated record. The coding region runs from base 1 to 1914 and encodes 637 amino acids. The transcript has 14 exons. Gene Ontology annotation, cellular component: endoplasmic reticulum; membrane. Gene Ontology annotation, biological process: long-chain fatty acid metabolic process. NCBI's taxonomy places the organism in Eukaryota, Fungi, Basidiomycota, Agaricomycetes, Polyporales, Fomitopsidaceae. Gene Ontology annotation, molecular function: long-chain fatty acid-CoA ligase activity.
AUGCCCGAGUACCACUUACCGAUCUCGUUUCCGACGAAUCCGGAUUACUCGCGGCAAGCCGUCGAGGUACCGGGCACCAGGAAACCUGGGCAGACAGCCGCGUACCCAUUCAUGACCCUGGAUUCUCCUGGCGCUCUCACGACAUGCUGGGAGAUCUUCGAGGAGGGUCUGCGCAGAUCGAAAGGAGGCCCGGUGUUUGGCCGGCGUCCCCUCGUCUCCAAGGAGCCUCUCAAGUUCGCGGAUCGUUAUGAAUGGGAGUCUUGGCCUCGGAUCGACGCGCGGAGACGAGCAAUCGGCAGUGCCCUCCAUAGUCUGUUCAAGAAGGGGACACUGGGCGGCGGACAACUGGAGACAGUUGGUAUCUGGAGCAAGAAUUCCCCUGAAUGGCAACUCGUGGAUAUGGCCCUGCAUGCAUAUGCAAAGGUAGGUGUCGCGUUGUAUGACACGCUGGGGAAGGAUGCAGUCGAAACAACUGUCGUCUUCGCUACAUCAGACCACGUGCAAUUCUUGUUGAAUGUCGCGCCCAGUGUUCCCGGAAUGAAGAUGGUGGUUAUCAUGGAUGACAUCCCAACCGAGAGCAAGAACAUCCUCGUUGCAUGGGGCAAGGAUAAGAAAGUACAAGUCCUGGAUUUGUUUGACUUGGAAGCGAUAGGUGCAGCUGAUCUGGUCGAGCCUGUCAAGUCCAGACCGGACCAACUUGCCACGAUCUGCUAUACCUCGAGUACUGAGCCCGAUCAAGGCGCAUUGUUGACCCAUGGCAAUCUCGCCAACGCCGUCCACGCCCAGCUGAGUGGGUACGUCCCAGAUGGUGACAUCUGUGCCAUUUCCUACCUGCCCUUGGCACACAUCUAUGAGCGUGUAAUGGCGCUUUGCAACCUUGCUAUGGGCGGGCGUAUCGGGUACUCAACAGGCGACCCGCUGAGACUGCUUGAGGACAUGCAGAUCCUCAAGCCGACCUUCGUCGCCACUGUUCCUCGCGUGCUGAACCGGGUGUACCAGGCGGCGAUGGCCAACGCUUCGGCACCCGGCUUGAAGGGCGUGCUCUUCAGACGCGCGACGGAGGUAAAACUACAACAGCUGCACGCCACUGGACAGCGGACACAUGCCCUCUAUGAUCGCCUGGUUUUCAGCAAGGUUGCUGCCGUGUUCGGCGGUAGGGUCCAACUCAUGUAUGGCAUGACUGAGAAUGGCGGCACCUGCACGCACGUAUGGCAGUAUGAUCCUUCCUCCGGCGGCACAGUUGGGCCGCCGCUCGCCAACACGGAGAUUAAGCUGAUUGACGUUCCGUCGAUGGGCUACUUCUCCGAGGACAAGCCAUCCCCACGAGGCGAGAUCUGCUUCAGAGGUGACCACGCUUUCAAGGGCUACUACAAAGAUGAGAAGAACACGAAGGCUACUAUCGACGCGGACGGGUGGGUUCACACCGGUGAUGUCGGCCUCAUGGACCAGCAUGGCAGACUGAAAAUCAUCGAUCGCGUCAAGAACAUCAUGAAGCUGGCGCAGGGCGAAUACGUCGCGCUCGAGAAUAUCGAGAAUGUCUACAGCUCAUGUCCGCUCGUCGCGCAGAUCUUCGUGCACGGCGACUCGCUGCAGUCGUACCUCCUCGCCGUCGCCGUGCCCGACCCUAUGGGCCGGCAUGUGUCAUCGAGUGACAUCCCGGCGCUGGAGGAGUCGCUCAGCGAUCCCAAGGUCAACGCUGCUAUCCUCUCGGAGCUCACGAAGACUGCGCAGGAGAACAAGCUGAAGGGCUUCGAACAGGUCAAGCGCAUCCACCUCACCAUGGAGCCGUUCACCGUCGAGAACGGUUGCCUGACACCGACGUUCAAGAUCAAGCGGAAGGAGACGUACGAGGCAUAUAAGAAAGAGCUGGACGCUCUCUACGCUCUGCCUCUCCCUGCAUCGUCCAAGCUGUGA